UGGAGUUACAAUAAUAUUAUUAUAUUAAAGAAAAAUGUACUAGAUCUGUACUAAACCAUUAAAAAAAUUAUAAAAGUACUAAAUCUAUUACGAAAGUACUAACUGUGGAGACCCUGUUUCCAAAUGGUUGGAUCAGGUGGUUAACAUUAACAGAAAUGUAAAAUCAUGCUAAUGUUUGUUUAGGUAACCUAUAUUUCAAUUUGAAGUACUUAUGUAUGUUACCUAACCUAUUAAAAAAUCUUAUGUAGGUUAUUUGCCGAAUGGUUGGAUCAGGUUGUUAACAUUAAUUGAAAUGUAAAAUCUCGCUAAUGGUUUUUUAGGUAACCUAUAUUUUAAAUUAAAGUACUUAUGUAUGUUACCUAACCUAUUUAAAAAUCCUCACUGUUUCUCAGUAGUUAUAAUAAAACUAACCUAAUCCAACUACGCGUUAAAACAGUGAACUAUUUGCUGGUAGAUAUAUUUGAAUUAUGGCUGUGCCUUCUUAGAGAAUGAGUGGAAAACAUAAUAGGUAAUACCAAAAGGCCUUUUCAAUUGUCUUGUUAUACUUGCUUAGGUAUAGAAAAAUACUUGAUAACCCUUUUUUACAUUAUGUACCUAAUGUGUGUGAAAUAAUUCAGAUUCCGCAGAAUGGCCCUUGCUGCAUUCUUGAUUGCUGUGGAAUUGGAGGAGGAAGAAAGGAACGAGCUAGGAAGGCAGCGGAGAUGGUUAAGGGAUCAUCACAAUCCAUUUGAAUUGCCGGAGCAGCAAUUCAGAAUGUAUUUUAGAUUGUCACCAGAAGUUGCACGAGAUGUGUGCAACAUGUUGCAUCCAUUUCUCGCUUACAGGAACAUUACUGGACUGUCUGUUGAGACGCAGGUGCUGACUUCCCUCAGAUUUUUCGCUAAUGGAAGCGACCAAAGAUCCAUUGUCCAAGACCUCCUAUUGUCAGUGUCGCAACCUUCAGUUACAAACUGCUUAAGGAGAGUAGUAGAUGCUCUUCUGGAGCACUUUCUGCACGAAUGGAUUAAGUUUCCAGCUAGUGUUGCGGAAAGAGAAGCCUCGAAGACAAGGUUCCGAGAAGCCACUGGGUUUAGAGGGGUGGUUGGGUGCAUUGAUUGCACCCACAUAGCAAUUAGGAAACCCUCUGAACAUGAAGAAACCUUUGUAAAUCACAAGGGUUUUCAUUCCUUGAAUGUACAAGUGGUGUGCAAUGAAAAACUUGAAAUACUGGCAAUUACUUCUCGGUAUUCUGGCAGUACCAACGAUAAUUUCAUCUUCAGAUACUCGGCUGUCAGGAGAGCAAUGCUCGAAAAGUACAAUCAAGGGGACAGAACGUCGUGGCUUCUCGGUGAUUCAGGGUAUGGCCUAGAACCUUGGUUAAUGACACCUAUUCUAGGUGCACUCCCUGGAUCACCAGAAGCUCGGUACACUGACUCACAUUGUAGAGCCCGUAACUGUGUGGAGCGGCUGUUUGGUGUUCUGAAGAACACUUGGCGCUGUCUGCUCAGAUACAGGACUCUACAAUAUGAGCCCCUUGAGGCAGCCAAAAUUGUAAUGGCAUGUGCUAUAUUGCACAACAUCAGACUGACACGAAAUGAACCUGCUCCUCUGGAUGAAGUUGUGGAAGAAGUAUUGCCAGUUAAUGAAAUUGCGGAUGUGCAUGAAAACCUGUUGGGCAGAGCAGAUUUUCGGUACCAGGAUGCCCAGCGCAUUAGGAAUCUUCUUGUCCGCCAACAGCAUGGUCACCACCAACAUUAGACCCAAAUCACAACUUGACUGACUGGCAGUAGGGAAGGGGGCCUGCCAAUAUAAUUAAAACUCCCCGACUGAGCUGUGACUGGCAGUAGGCAAGGGGGCCUGCCAUUAUAAUUAAAACUCCCCGACUGAGCUGUG
Molecule: messenger RNA, 1872 nt
Organism: Bacillus rossius redtenbacheri
Lineage: Eukaryota; Metazoa; Arthropoda; Insecta; Phasmatodea; Bacillidae
Product: putative nuclease HARBI1
Exons: 2
Coding region: 628-1737 (369 amino acids)
Source: RefSeq, a predicted model, not a curated record